AGGGGACUCCUUCGGCCGUGGGGAGCUUAUUUUUCCUCAUCAAUUGCAUUGUGCAAAUAUUCGUACCAAAUAAAUAAGCUUUCCACAGUUACAUAUCCUAUCUCAAACUAUUUGAAUCACCAAUGGCUUGCUCUUUCACUAACGCCAAGAUUUUCCUUUAUGGAUUCUCUAACGCUCUCGCCAGACGUGGGUACGCUGUAGCAUCGGAAACAAGGGGAGGAGUGGCUUCCGUCGGCGGCAAGAUGACACCCAAGUCCGGGGAAGACAAAGUGGUCUCCGCCAACAAGGUUUCGUGGUUGCCAGAUCCUGUUACUGGUUACUACAAACCUGAGAACGUCAAGGAGAUUGAUGUUGCCGAAUUGCGUGCUACGCUUUUGGGCAAAAAAAUCAACAAUUGAUUUCAAUCGUGGGUGAUCAAUUAUGUUAAUCACAAAGGCUAUGGAAUGUUAACUGUUGAUGAUAUAUGCUCUCCUGACUCUACUUGAUAAAUGGAAGAUCCGAUUCACGUUUGUGGUUUUUUUCCCCUAGUCCAUUUAUUUGUACCUGAAUCUGAUAUAUGUUAGUUUGAUUUUUCGAAAUCAGUGGAAUUAGCAUUAGCAGCUAAUCAGGAGUGUAAUGUCUUCUAAUCUUAUUGAAUACGAUAAGUUUUUGCUU
Messenger RNA from Abrus precatorius (Indian licorice), 654 nucleotides. Its product is annotated as indole-3-acetic acid-induced protein ARG2-like. Gene Ontology annotation, biological process: response to stress. The transcript has 2 exons. NCBI's taxonomy places the organism in Eukaryota, Viridiplantae, Streptophyta, Magnoliopsida, Fabales, Fabaceae. The coding region runs from base 123 to 398 and encodes 91 amino acids. Gene Ontology annotation, cellular component: mitochondrion. The record is from RefSeq and is a predicted model, not a curated record.